GCAUCAAUUUUCUGUCUGUCUGUCACUCUCUCCUCUAUAUGACUAUAUUGAGUCUUGUCUCCUCUCCUUAUAUCAUGUCAUAUACCACUUUUCCAAAAUAAAUUCAAAUCCAAAGCAAGCUUUUCUUCAUUGCCACCCGAAUUUCAAUAGGACACAUAUCUUUGAUCUUUCACAGUUUCACUCACCUUUCCAUCAAUAAUAAAGAACAAUAUUACUAGUAACAUUACCAUGGGAGAUCAUAGUAACUGGGAAACUUCUGAACUUAGUCAUAAUAAUCAUCAUCAAAAUCAUCAAGUUGGACUUGAUGUUCUUAAAUUCAAGUCUGUUCAACCUCCCUCACUACCCCUCUCUCCCUCUCCAAUCUCCCCUUCUUCUUACUUGAACUUUUCAUCUGCUUUCAGCCCUUCUGAGUUGUUGAACUCACCUUUGUUUUUUCCUUCUCCAAAUAUUUUUGCUUCUCCUACUACUGAGGCCUUGGUUGGCCAGAGCUUCAACUGGAGGAACGGUUCAGGUGAAGAACAACAGCGUGGCAAGGAGGAUGAGAAAAACUACUCUGACUUCUCUUUCCAAAGCCAAAUUCAAUCUUCCUUAAACAUGUUUCAAGUGCAGGAACCGCUUAAGAAACAAGACAUGUGGAAAUUCAAUGAACCUACAAAGCAGUCUGAUUUUUCAUCUGAGAGGACAGCAACAAAAUCUGAAUACCCUUCAAUUCAGAAAUUUUCCUCAGAAAUGGCUGCUGGAAAACCAGAAAUACAAAGUAAUUCAGUUCCAGGGUCUGGUUAUUUUGACUAUACAAGUGCAUCUCUGUCUGUUAGAGAACAAAAGAGAGCAGAAGAUGGGUUCAACUGGAGAAAAUAUGGACAGAAACAAGUGAAAGGGAGUGAAAAUCCUCGUAGUUAUUACAAGUGCACACAUCCAAAUUGCUCAGUGAAGAAGAAAGUGGAGAAGACUUUGGAAGGACAAAUCACUGAAAUAGUAUAUAAGGGCCAACAUAACCACCCUAAACUGCAGUCUACUAGAAGAACAAACUCUCAAUCAAUUAAUCAACCUUCUUCAUCGUGCACAAAUUCAGGGAUAUCUGAUCAAUCAGUGGUGACCCUAGGAAAUCCACAAAUGGAUCAUUUCUCCAUACAAGAAGAUUCUUCUGCUUCUGUUGGAGAGGAAAAUUUUGAGCAAACAUCGCAAACCAGUUAUUCUGGAGGAGAUGAAGAUAACCUUGGACCAGAUGCCAAAAGAUGGAAGGAAGAUAACAAAAACGAUGGCUAUUCUGUCUCAGGGAGUAGAACGGUUAGAGAGCCUAGAGUUGUAGUUCAAACCACAAGCGAAAUUGAUAUACUUGAUGAUGGCUUUAGGUGGAGGAAAUAUGGACAGAAAGUAGUCAAAGGAAACCCAAAUGCAAGGAGCUAUUACAAAUGCACGGCCCCUGGUUGCUCAGUGAGAAAACACGUUGAGCGAGCUGCACAUGACAUCAAAGCUGUGAUCACAACUUAUGAAGGGAAACACAACCAUGAUGUACCUGCUGCACGUGGUAGCGGAAACUAUUACAUGAACAGAAAUUCUCUGAACAGCAGCAUACCAGCACCUAUAAGACCCUCGGCAGUGAAUUGUUAUUCUAACUCAUCAAGUUUCACAAACUCUCUCUAUAAUAAUACUAGACAUCCAGCAACUGGAAAUCAAGAAUCAUGUUCACUGGACAAGUUCAAGAACCCUGGAAGUUUUGGCUAUUCAGCUCUUAACAGAUCAAUGAGUUCACAUACCGAUCAUGCGCAAUACACAGAUGCUGCACACUCAAAGGCCAAGGAUGAAAGGAAGGAUGACUCAUUCCUUCAGUCAUUUCUCUCAAAGGACUACUGAAUUUGAACUGGACCACAACUUUACGUAUAAUCUUGGAUAUGUUUUUGUAUAGCAUGUAGGACUUUAGUUUUUUCACAGCAGAAUAUAGACAAAAAAUUUGCAAAUGUUUACUUAUUUACCUCAUUUAGAUUAGUGAUUGGCACUACAGCCAUAGUGACAGCAAAUUGCUGCUAUACCUGCCUGCCAAGUUCAUGUCCAAAUAGAAACUUCAACUUUACCAUAGGAUUGACUGAUGAAUUCAGUUAUUCUUUUGUUGUAUUUGUAGGGAAAAAGGUUCUUCUGGAAGAAUCUUCCGAUAUUUCAUCAAUCCGUAGCAUGUGUGCUUGUUUUGGCAAUUUCUACUUUUAGUUUUUAUCAAAUGAUUUGUGAUGAAAA
Molecule: messenger RNA, 2229 nt
Organism: Glycine soja
Lineage: Eukaryota; Viridiplantae; Streptophyta; Magnoliopsida; Fabales; Fabaceae
Product: probable WRKY transcription factor 33
Exons: 5
Coding region: 229-1854 (541 amino acids)
Biological process (GO): regulation of DNA-templated transcription
Molecular function (GO): DNA-binding transcription factor activity; sequence-specific DNA binding
Source: RefSeq, a predicted model, not a curated record